This is a messenger RNA of Penicillium paradoxum, 1020 nucleotides long. RefSeq names its product sideroflexin family transporter. Gene Ontology annotation, cellular component: mitochondrial inner membrane. The transcript is spliced from 4 exons. Gene Ontology annotation, biological process: mitochondrial transmembrane transport; monoatomic ion transport. Lineage: Eukaryota; Fungi; Ascomycota; Eurotiomycetes; Eurotiales; Aspergillaceae. The coding region runs from base 1 to 1020 and encodes 339 amino acids. Gene Ontology annotation, molecular function: monoatomic ion transmembrane transporter activity. The record is from RefSeq and is a predicted model, not a curated record.
AUGUCUGCCUCUCUCCCUGGCAGUCGGGACUUGCCCGCAUCGCAAUAUGACCUGAAGACCUAUUGGGGUCGUGUGCGCCAUGCCGCCGACAUUGCUGAUCCUCGCACUCUGUUCGUUUCAUCUGCUGGUCUCGAGAGCGCCAAGAGCCUCAUCACUUCCUACAAGCAGAACCGCAUCCCAACCAUGACCCCGGAGUUGUGGUCGGCGAAGAAGGUGGUCGAUGCGACAUUACACCCUGAUACUGGCACCCCCGUUUUCUUGCCCUUCCGCAUGUCAUGCUACGUGCUCUCGAACCUGGUUGUCACUGCAGGCAUGCUGACCCCAGGAUUGCAAACCACCGGCACACUCCUCUGGCAAAUCGGUAACCAGUCCCUCAAUGUCGCUAUCAACAACGCCAAUGCCAACAAAUCCACCCCUCUUUCCAUGUCCCAGAUCGGCAAGUCCUAUCUGAUGGCCGUUUCUGCCUCCUGCUCCGUCGCAGUUGGCCUGAAUGCUCUCGUCCCCCGCCUCAAGAGCAUCUCCCCGAAUACUCGCCUUAUCCUUUCCCGCCUCGUCCCCUUCGCCGCCGUCGCAAGUGCUUCUGCCCUGAACGUUUUCCUCAUGCGCGGCGAAGAAAUCCGCCAGGGUAUCGACGUCUACCCCGUCCUGUCCGAGGCUGACCGUGCCAAGCGUGAACUCAACGAGGACGCAGAACCCAUCCAGAGCCUCGGCAAGAGCAAGAAGGCUGCUACCAUUGCCGUCGGUGAGACGGCUAUCUCCCGUGUCCUGAAUGCUACACCCAUCAUGGUCUUGCCGCCGCUUAUCCUUGUUCGUCUGGAGAAGACGAACUGGCUGCGAGCCCGUCCUCAUAUGAUCAUGCCUGUUAACCUUGCCCUUGUUCUGGGUACUUCUCUGUUUGCACUGCCCCUCGCGCUCGCGGCUUUCCCAUCCCGCCAGUCUAUCAACGUGUCCAGCCUUGAGGAGGAGUUCCAGGGCCGUGGUGGCGAUCAGGGUAUGGUUGAAUUCAACCGUGGAAUGUAA